Molecule: messenger RNA, 978 nt
Organism: Rotaria sp. Silwood2
Lineage: Eukaryota; Metazoa; Rotifera; Eurotatoria; Philodinida; Philodinidae
Source: the annotation of a GenBank genome assembly
AUGUUCGACGUACAGCAUCUUCAAGAGAUUCUCAAUAAAGCUCAUGUUUGUUUUGAUGAAGGUCGAUUAGAAUUUAUACCUGAUGUAUCACCAUCUAUUGGCUUAUUUCAUCAAAACGUUUUACGUUGCACCAAGUGUCUUAAAGAGACACCUAUGUCAAAUUUUCCAAUAGUACAUCCUAUUGAAUCAGAACAACAGGAACCAAAUAAGCGUUUAAUUUUGGCUGCCGCAACAACAGUUGUUGGUUAUCGUACAACAAAAGCAAUUAUGUCAUCAUUAUGUUUAUCUAUACAAAGUGAAAGAACGUUUUUAUAUCAAUUGCAUAAGCAUUACGAUUCUUUACAUGAUUAUGCACAAGAACAUUUUAAAAAAAUCAUCAACAAAAUAAAGUAUAGAAGCAACAAUACACAAGAGAUAAUGGACAUAACCGUGUCAAUUGAUGGUACAUGGAAACGUAGAGGUCAUAUAUCAAAUUUUGGUAUUGUCUUUGUAAUUGAUGUUCAAUCAGGUAUGUGUAUUGAUUAUGAGGUUAUGUCGUUAUUAUGUGAAGCAUGUGUUAUGAAAAAAGCAAAAUUAUCAAAAACACAAUUUAUUAAAUGGUAUAAAAAACAUCAAACACUUUGUCACAAAAAUUAUGAUGGAACAUCAAAAUCAAUGGAAAAAGAAGGUACAAUACGAUUAUUUCAAAGAUCGUUGACCAAUGGUCUUCGAUACAAAUAUAUGGUAUGUGAUGGUGAUGCAUCAGCAUUUGAAGCCAUAAAAUUUUAUUAUGUUCAACAACAACAACAAACAUCUUCAAGACAAGGUAAGCUAAUUUCAAUGGAUGAAUAUCAUAAGAUAAAUUAUGCUGCAUUUAAAGGUGGUGCUGAAUCACCAGAUUAUAAUAAUUUUGAACGUGGUAAAGGUUUUGAAGGUGAAGAACUACAAGAUGAUGAUGUUAAACUUGAUGCAGUUUGUUUUGGAAGUGAAACUCGUAGA